This is a messenger RNA of Anopheles cruzii, 1752 nucleotides long. RefSeq names its product DNA-binding protein Ets97D (gene Ets97D). The coding region runs from base 87 to 1661 and encodes 524 amino acids. The record is from RefSeq and is a predicted model, not a curated record. Gene Ontology annotation, molecular function: sequence-specific DNA binding; DNA-binding transcription factor activity, RNA polymerase II-specific. The transcript is spliced from 3 exons. NCBI's taxonomy places the organism in Eukaryota, Metazoa, Arthropoda, Insecta, Diptera, Culicidae. Gene Ontology annotation, cellular component: nucleus. Gene Ontology annotation, biological process: cell differentiation; regulation of transcription by RNA polymerase II.
GAGCACUUGUGGCCGCACAGUGAAAGUGCAAGACACUUCCGGGUUGUACUAUUUGGUUCGAUUAUGUUAGGUUUCUUCGGUGCGAAAUGAUGGAUUCGUUGAACAUAAAACUCGAGGUGCCGGAUUUGCCGCUGCAGCUGGGCGAGGAUGGGUUAAUGAUGCCGAACGCGGAGUUCCUGCCGACCGCGAAUGAGCUUCUGUUCGGUGGCGACGACGACGAUGAUGUGAUAGCGGUUCACAUGGAUUUGCGCGAGAACCUUUCGAAACUGCGGGGACUGGUCGAGCAGCGGAUCGGCAUCUCGCUGAAGCACUAUGAGUUUUGGCUGCAAGGUUCGACGAUGCUGGAAUCGCACAAGAAUCUCGUCGACCAGUGUGUUCAAGGCGAGGGAUUGGUCCAGAUCAACGUGCAGGUUCAACCGGCACAGCGACGGAUCAACAUUGCCGACGUGCUGAAGCCUACCGACGAAGUGCUCCAAUCGUAUCAGAAGGAGCUGGAGCAGGCGGCAAAGGAAUCGGAAAAGGCAGCCCCCGCUGCCGGGAAAGAGAAGACCGACACCCAAGGGACCCCAACAAAUGCUGCCAACGCUUUGCAAAAGCGCAACAAAGAACUCUCCGUAAGCGAUACGCUGGUGGACGGUGGUUCGGUGGUGGGCGCUGGUGACGGUAAGCCACUUACUAAGGAAGCCCAGGAAACGGCCAACGCGGUCGCUGCUAUCAUCAACGCGGUCAGUGCCGAAGAGCAAGAACGGGAGCAGCGCUUAGUGGCAGAGACGACGACGUCGGAAAAGCUGUUGCAGCACAUCAAGGUGGAAUCAGGCAGCUUGAACGAACACUCGAUGGACGAUUGCGACGAUUCGGACAUGGAUGAUGGCGGCCCGGAGGAGCCGGGCUCGCUGCGCUGGACGUGCGACAGCACGUUUCUGCGCGAUCAGCAGCGCCUGAAUAUUCCGAAAGACCCGAAAGAGUGGACCGUAGCGCACGUCAAGCACUGGAUCCAGUGGGCGGUGCGAGCAUUCAACCUGACCGGUAUUAAACUGCAGGACUGGAACAUUAGCGGCCGUGAGCUGUGCGCACUCGGGCGGGAUGAGUUCAGGCAGAAAGUUCCCAACGAUCCGGACACCCUGUUCUGGACACAUCUGGCCCUGCUGCGGAAAUGCAAGUUUGUUGGCGUCCUACAAAAGCACGUACCGGACGGGGACGAUUUCGAUGAGAUGGCCAUUCGACGGAAGAUGCCAAAAGUGGUCACUUUAGGAAACGAAGCCAAUUUUUGUGGUAAUCGCACGGGAAACAAUGGCCAGAUACAGCUGUGGCAGUUUCUGCUGGAGAUACUCACCGAUCGGGAGCAUCGCGGCAUCAUUCAGUGGAUCGGUCGCGAAGGAGAGUUCAAGCUCUGCAACCCGGAACUGGUGGCCCAGCUCUGGGGCGAGAGGAAAAACAAACCGACAAUGAACUACGAGAAGCUGUCGCGUGCCUUACGUUACUACUACGACGGCGAUAUGAUCUCGAAAGUGCACGGAAAGCGAUUCGUGUACAAAUUUGUGUGCGAUCUGCGCGAACUCCUCGGUUACGAUGCGUCCGAACUGUCGCGGCUGGUCAGCGAAGGCUCAACGGAGCCGGCAAAUAGUGACGAAAUGAAAAACUUUGAUAUGGACUUUGAUUGAAUCACCUUUACUAACCUUUUUUUGUUAUCCUAGUGUCACUGACAACUGUUCGGUUUAUGAAAUGUUUAUAAAAACGUAUUGAAUCUUUCUC